Messenger RNA from Oncorhynchus mykiss (rainbow trout), 2460 nucleotides. RefSeq names its product T-SNARE Domain Containing 1 (gene tsnare1). Gene Ontology annotation, cellular component: SNARE complex; endomembrane system; membrane. Gene Ontology annotation, molecular function: SNARE binding; SNAP receptor activity. The record is from RefSeq and is a predicted model, not a curated record. Gene Ontology annotation, biological process: vesicle-mediated transport; vesicle fusion; intracellular protein transport. Lineage: Eukaryota; Metazoa; Chordata; Actinopteri; Salmoniformes; Salmonidae.
AGUGCUGCAGGAGCAGGCGGAAUGUCAUGUGAUGUUUAAGCCGUAGCUGUCUGGAAGCUGCUGCUAAAUUGGAGCUGAAUCUCAGAGCACACCACUAACUCUCCCUCUCUUUCCAGAGGAAGACAGACCCAAAACAGCCAGGACAGGAUGUCUUACGGAUCCAUCGAUGGAGGCUCCUUUGGAGGCAGCCGAAACCCCUUCGGAGGCCCCAAGAGGCAGGGCUACCAACCAGUAGCAACACAGGUCAGCUCCUCAGAGCUGCAAGACGUGUUUCAAGAGACCUCCUCCAACAUUUUCCAGAUCAACGCAAAUGUUGUAACAUUAGAGAAGAGUCUUCAAUCUUUGGGAACGUCCAGAGACACUGCUGAACUGCGACAGAGCCUACAUUCUACACAGCAGCAAACGAACAAAGUCAUCACCAGCACCAGUCAACUCAUCAAACAACUCUCUGACAUCAUCACUGGCUCUACACGGCAAGAUCGUCUUCGCCUGACUAGACUUAAGACAGAACUCUCAGAGUCGGUUCAACGCUAUGGAGAUCUGCAAAAGAAAAUUGCAGACCGUUCGAGGGCCUUGCUACCCCCGGCACAGACAGAAAUGAAGCAGAGUCCCCAGACUCCAUUUGCAGAGCUGUGUGAGGAGGGGGGUCCCCUGUUUGGCAGUGCAGCAGAGAGCUCCGGGGGGGAUGGACAGGAGCAAGCGUUCCUCUCAGAGAUCAGUGAGGAAGACGUGGAGGCCCUUCGCCAGAGAGAAGAGGCCCUGCUGCAGAUUGAGAGGGACAUGUUGGAUGUCAGCCAAAUCAUGCAAGAUCUGGCCAGUAUGGUGCACGAGCAGGGAGAUGCCAUAGAUAGCAUUGAGGACUACAUUCAGACCACCACAUCCAACGUGGAGUCAGCCAAUCAGGAGCUAGCAAAGGCCAGCCAUCACCAGAGGCAGAUUAGGAAGAGGAAGUGUUACAUGCUGGUGGCGGGAGGCUUCAUCCUCACCCUCCUCAUCAUCAUCAUCGCUGUGUCAGCAAGAAAAUGAAACCAACUCCAGAGGUAGCCGCUGUCAUAAUGCUGUGACCUCGCUGCUUCUGCCCCACCUGACCACCUGAUCCCUGACCUGUACCAGCUGUCUCAGAGCAGGAGGGGCCUGCCCCACACCAACACCUCUACUUCGUCAUGGCUGUCCCUCCUUGGUUAUAUAGUUAGAUAUUUGGUGUGCGCAGGUAUAUGUGUGUGUGUGUGUGUGUGGGGUGUGUGUGUGUGUGGGGGGGAAUAGCUGGUACUUCUAUUACCAUCUUCAAGUGAAUGGCAUACUAGUCUACUGUGGCUCAUUUAUACUGUACCUAACUGUGGCAGCCAACCAGCCAAUCAUGGAAGAGAAGCUUCAGGUGUGGUGUCACCCAGAGCUGUUGAUGUAUCCACUUACUUUACCCUGUUUUCCUCUGUGUUUGUUAACUUGUUUUUGUUUUUUAAACACUGGAUCAUAUUUAUCUGAUGCUACUGUAUCUAUGAAGUAUGAUAUUAAAAUGUUGUGUAGUACUUAUAAAUGAUCAUUAGACAAAAAUGUAUCAAAUGGUAUGAAAAAAACCAACAGUACUUUAAAAUAUGAUUCACAGCUUUUUUCAUAGUCCUAUUUUACUAUCAUUUUACUCUUGCUAUGCAAACACAGGCACACUUGCACACAAACAUCUCUAUCUGCCAUGAUCUGAGUGUAAAGAGUGGAACAUGUGACAUAAAUUACAUGUUUGUUGAUCGCCUGAAGCACUCACCCUCUGGCCAAUCAAUUGGCAGUAGAGUCAACCACUUUCCCUCCAUUCCCUCCAAAUGUCUCAUCCUGUUACAUAUUUUCCAGGAAGGCUUAUUUAGAGAUAGUAAUAAAUAGACUUAAUUAAUCUCUCAGAGGGGUGAUUAUCAUCUCUCUGAUUUCUCCUCUGGGCUGUAUGUGUGUGCUAUUACUGAGUUCUCUGAAAAGAUGGGUAAGACUCUUCAGUGUGCAGCUUCACUGUCAGCUCCUAGCCUUUUCUGCUUCCAACGUCAUACAUCCUUCUUUAUCACUCUUCCCUCACAAUCCCCCGGCAUCAGUGGGCUUUAGCUCUUAACUCAUCGCAUGCAUACACAAAUCUGAAGUGUUUUAUUAUUGUUAUUUUCUGUUAGUCUUGCUGAAUCAUUGUACCAAGCUUUUUUAUUUUGUUUUUUAAUUUGUACCUUGCUGAGAAAAGGAACAAAAUGAACCAAAAUCACCAAAUUGUUUUUCUGAACCAAUCACAGGAUGUUGGUGGCACUUUAACUAAGGACUCGUGGCAAUGGCUGGAGCGGGAAUGUUGGAAUGGUAUUAAAAACAUCAAAAACAGCCUCCCGGGUGGCGCAGUGGUUAAGGGCGCUGUACUGCAGCGCCAGCUGUGCCAUCAGAGUCCCUGGGUUCGCGCCCAGGCUCUGUCGUAACCGACCGGGAGGUCCGUGGGGCGACGCACAA